Messenger RNA from Salvia miltiorrhiza (redroot sage), 3929 nucleotides. RefSeq lists its product as uncharacterized. The coding region runs from base 206 to 1270 and encodes 354 amino acids. Gene Ontology annotation, molecular function: zinc ion binding; nucleic acid binding. NCBI's taxonomy places the organism in Eukaryota, Viridiplantae, Streptophyta, Magnoliopsida, Lamiales, Lamiaceae. The record is from RefSeq and is a predicted model, not a curated record. The transcript is spliced from 3 exons.
AAGCAAACAAUUCAGCAGCAACCUUCCUCCAUUCACCUCCAUUCAUUCCUUACUCACCUGUAUUUGUUAAAGUAUCAACCUUAUUUUAGUUCAUCUCAUACAAAUCAACAACAAACAGCUAACGAACACCAAGCAUAGCAGGUCAAGCGCGAGAGUAAAAACUACACAAGGAGUUAGAGUACCUUAGCAAAACUUUGCUAUCAGAAUGCCGCCUAAGAGAGGACGCCCUGCGAGAAACAAUAACAAUCGCAGAAACCGUAACGCUGUACCCGAAGAACCACAAGAUGUUCGAGGACAUAACCUACCCCCUCCGCCCCCAACUAGGAGAGUCGAAGAACUCUUUUUAAGGCAAAAUCCACCUACGUUUGACGGAACGAGUGAACCGGCUGAAGCUGAGAUUUGGGUGCGUGCAAUGGAACGCAUUUUCAACUUCCUACGUUGUACUGAUGAGGAGCGCCUAUCUUGCGUCUCUUUCCAACUAACAGGAUCGGCUGACUUCUGGUGGGAAGCACGACGAAAAAUUCUGACACCUGAACAAUGGGCAAGUUAUACUUGGGAAGAUUUUAAGACAGGAUUAUAUGAUAAAUAUAUUCCGAAAAGCUAUAGGAAGAAGAAAGAAGCUGAGUUCUACGAGUUGAAGCAAGGAAAGAAAUCUGUGGUUGAAUACGACAAGGAAUUCUGCAAUCUGUCUAGGUUUGCUCCACAACAAGUGGACACAGAGGAGAAGAUGGCAGAGAAAUUUUGUGCCGGACUGCGGUACGAAAUUAAGAUGGCUCUAGCAAGCCACGGAGGACUCUCAUACACGGAGUCUCUGAACAGGGCACUUGACAUUGAAGCUGCAAUGCCGUCAGACAAGUCAGCCCCACCAUUGAUCUCAAUGCCAAACGAUCCACCAGCAGCCUCGCAUACUCUCAAAGGGAAGCGCAAGAGGGACAACAACGAAGACAAUGUCAAUCAGACUAGUAAGAAAGUGUGGCAAGAAAAGGAACGGGACGAACAGUUUAUUCAACCAAGGUACGAGGCACAGACUAAUCUCGAGCCAACUGGAGGUAACCAAGGUCAGAAAGGAAUUUCACCUUGCCCAAAUUGCGGUAAGAUGCAUAGAAGUGUUUGUCGAUCUGGGACUAACGGUUGUUACAAUUGUGGUCAAAAAGGUCACUACUCCACGCAAUGCCCCAACAGACAACAAGGUUCAGCAGUUGGGAACACCCACACUCCCUUGCCAGCAAUACGUGGACACUUGCGAAAUCAGCCUCAAUCACAUCAGUGAAAAUCUUAUGGAGACACCGCAGACAAGAGAAGCCACGCGGGAACUUGAAGACAAGAUGAAGGAAAAAUACCCCGAAUUGUUUUAGCAGAGAUAUGCAAAUUUCGGGACGAAAUUUUUGUUAAGAGGGGUAGUAUGUAGUAGCCCGCUCUUUUAAUUAUGAUUAAAACUGGUAAAUGCAAAUUUUUAUAAAUAAAUCCAAUUUAUGGUCCUGAUUUUUUUUUUUUUAGAAACGGAGUUAUUAUUUUAGUUUUAUAUUUUUUUUACGUAUGAGAAAAACGCGACGAGCAUUAUUGAGCCAUUCAAUAAUUAUUAUUUCCAAGUUAUGAAUGACUUAGCAAAGUCAUGUUAUUUAUUAAUCGAAAAACAGAAGCAAUUAUAUUUAUUAGUGCUACUUGAAGUCGAGGAAUUAUUCCGACUGCAACGCAGAUUAAAUCUACGGAUUUAAUCUAGAUAUUAAAUGGCUUGUGAAAUGAAUUAAAUCUACGUAUUUAAUUUAUACACAAAUAAUGAACAGAAGCCAGUAUUUGAUUGCAAAAACGCGAUUAAAUAGCAGAUGCACUAAGUAACCAAGACACGAAGAUUUAUUAUUAUUAUUUACAAUUAGGACAUCACACUAUACACGCAUAAUUACCACCGCCGUUUUCCAUCAGCCAUUUCCGUUACUUGGAAGAGUAGUUUUUUUUUUAUUUUCACAAUUGCUAGAAUUUUAUCUUAUUGUGGAACGACUUUAGUCCUUGAUUGCACCAGAAGAUCAUACAUUCAACUCUCAAAUCAUCUCUAGAUUCAUCUUGACUCCACUAUCUAAUUAUAUAAUCACCACCAACAUUCCACCACGAAAGAGAGAGUUUUAAAAAAAAAAAAAAAACAAAAUGUUGCAAAGCAAGAUAAGAUAAGGAAAAGUGUGCACUACAAUCCUUUGCCCACCACCUUUUGCUUUCCUCCACUACAUUCUCCCCACCACCUUCGAUUCUUGAAAGCUACUAGCCAACACUUCUUCAAGCAAACAAUUCAGCAGCAACCUUCCUCCAUUCACCUCCAUUCAUUCCUUACUCACCUGUAUUUGUUAAAGUAUCAACCUUAUUUUAGUUCAUCUCAUACAAAUCAACAACAAACAGCUAACGAACACCAAGCAUAGCAGGUAUAUACUAAGCUCAGCUCCAGUUCAUACAUCAUAUCAUCAAGCAUAUGUUUAAAAGGAAAUACAUAGUAUACAGGUGUGUAUAUAUAUAUGCAUAGAUGGAUUAAGCAAAUCACAGUGCCUAGUUUCAAUCUCUAGCAUAACCGAUAUGUAUAGAGAGAUCAAGAGUAUUACUAACUUAGCAGAGUAUUACUAACUUAGAUUUAUAAGGGGAAAAAUGAGUAUUUUACUGUACCUGUUUCAAUGUACCGAGAAGGAGCCGACUUGACUAUUCCGUCGAACGAGAGGUGGACGGCGGUGACUCUCUCGCCUGAGCUAAGAGGACCGAGAACUCGGCCUUUCCCUCGUUCGUGUACACGAGUGAAAGAGGGGAGCAGCGGACACCGCCCUACCCUGAUUUACUACUCAUCGGAGAAUCGAUGAGGGCGUCGGACACUCUCCUGCUCGCCGGAAUUUCAUAGUAGAGCGGCGUCGAGCUGAGGCGAUUUCUGAAUUAGGAGUAAGGAUUUUCCUCCGCUCCAUAGAUUGAAAGGGGGAGAUGACUUGGGAGUAGAGAAACAGAGAGCAAGGUCGAGAGCAGCAACUCCAGUCGGCGGCGACUCCCGGCGAAGCAGCAGCAGUCGGCGCUGACCAUCGGACGAGCAGCAGCAACUCCAGACGGCGGCGAUGGCUCCAGACAACGGCGGCAGCAACCUGGUAGUUGACUCUAGGGCACGAUUUUGGGGGCUCUGCGCUGAGGAGAGAGAACGACGCUGAUUUGAAGUGUCGAAAAUCGAAGCCAACCGGAGCCGACUGCCGCUGCACUGCCGGGGUAGGAGGAGCCGACCUGUGCGGAGGAUGGAGCCGAGCGAGCAGGCUGGAGAGGAAGGGGCGAGCAACUCCUUGAGAGAGAGAGGAGAGUGAGACGGCAAGGUGUGCCACCCUCUGCCAGGCACGGCCGCGCCGGCAGCGGCGGCGGCGCCCGCCUCGGCUGGAGAGGGAUCGAGAGAGAGAGAGAACCGAAGCGUGCGUCUGUGUGUGUGUAUUUCUUUGAGAGAGAGAGAGUUAUGAAAUUGUGUGGGUGAGAAAAAAAAAAAAGAAGACCGAGAGUUGAGUAAAGAGAUAGAGGUUUGGGCUUUUGUUUUUUUUUUAAGUUGGGCUAUGUUUUGGGCCACUAAUUUCUUUUGGGCCGAAUUUUAAGCUUGGGCUUUGUUUAAAUUGUUUUGGGCCUUUAUUUUUAUAUUCAAUUGGGCCGAAUAAUUGAGAAGAAAUGGACCUUGCUUUAUUUGGGCUUCCUAUUUUAAUUAUUUGAACCCAACAACAUAAUUUUAUUGAGCCCAGAAUUAUUUAUCUCAGUUGGACUGCUAUUUUUUUUUAUUUGAGCCUAGAUCUAUUUAAUUAUUUGAGUCCAGUAAUAUUGUUCCAGUUGGGCCUAAUUUAUUUUAUUCUACAAUUGGGCCUUUCCUAAUUUAAUUCAGUUGGGCCUAACUUUUUAGUGGGCCUCUUUCACUUAAUUGAUUAUUGGGCUUAUGUUUUUUUUUU